AUCACACAUCAAAAGAGCUUUUAUGUUGUUUUAAUCUGUCUCUACCUCAAUUUUUAGGACUCAAAAAGCCUUUGGUAAUAGAUAUUGAAUUUUCAUAAGGUAUACAAGUUCCAAAAAUGUUGAUAAAAUACAUAAAAGUAAAGCAAACGACCGAGAAUAUGUUCGUGACAGAUUUUUAUUUUAUCUUUUUAAUAGUGUUUUGCAAUUUUUUCAUUGCAAUUUAAAAAUAACUGGCCAUCACUAAUUACAGGAUUAAAUUAGCUGAACGGACUUUGACAAAACAACAUUGUAACAAAAAAAAAAACUUCCGCAUAAUUUCAUACAUCAUUAAAAACUAUGACCUUCCACAUAAUGCUAUGACAUGACAGAGCCGUAGAAAUGAAGAUCUAAUAGUAUAAUAGCACCUCCGUUUGAAACCUACUGUGUUAAAGAAACUACCAUUUAUAUCAGCUAUCGGAAAAAACACAAGGAAAAACUGCAAACACAAGACAUAAUCAUUCUUACGUCUUCUUAUGAGACGCGCGUUCUGUGCGAACAUGGCCAUAAAUUCAUAAAAAAAAAAAUUAAAAAAUAUAUAUGAACACGAAAAAUCUAUAAUUUAGAAUAAUUUUUUUUUUAAAGAAUGUGCCGUGCUUGAAAUUUUUAUUUAAGGCCAGUUAUAUUUGUCUUUUUCAUUCCAUAAUAAAAAAUUACAGUGAAAAAAACAUUCAAUGUGUAUUUAUUCAAUUUGACUUAAUUUAUUAGUGAAAUAUUUGUAGUGAACUUUAAUUUUAUUUAAUUAGUGAGUUUGAGAGCGGGUCGUGGUAGUAAUAAAUUGUCAUGCUGGGAAAGCAUUCUAAGCUAUGUUUUGGUGUGUCACUCGCCGCAUUGAUUAUAUCUGUGGUUCUGGCAGCAUGGGGCUUCCCGAAGAUAGUUAGCAAGCAAAUCCAGAAGAGUGUACAAAUAGAGAACUCGUCGUUGAUGUUCGACAAGUGGCGAGUGCUGCCGAUGCCGCUGCAGUUCAAGAUACACUUGUUUAACGUGACCAACGUCGAGGAGAUCAACCAGGGGCGCCGGCCCAGACUCGUGGAAGUGGGCCCUUAUGUCUACAAGGAAUAUCGAGAGAAGAUAAUUUUGGGCUACGGGGAGAAUGACACAAUCAAGUACAUGUUAAAGAAGACCUUCUACUUCGACCCUGAAGCUUCAGGGUCUCUGAGAGAGGACGACGAGUUGACUGUCAUCAACUUCUCUUACAUGGCUGCCAUGCUGACGGUGAACGAUAUGAUGCCCUCCCUGAUCCCGACCCUGAAUAAAGGCUUCGAGGAGCUGUUCUCCGGUCUGACCGACGCCUUCAUGACGGUGAAGGUCCGCGACCUCCUGUUCGACGGUAUCUUCCUCAAUUGCGUCGGAAACCAGACCGCACUGGGUUUAAUUUGUGCUCAAAUCAAGUCCGACCUGCCUCCCACCAUGAGAGUGGCUGAAGAGGAACAUGGUAUCUACUUCUCUAUGUUUUCUCAUCUAAACCGCACAGCAUCAGGUCCCUACGACAUGGUCCGAGGGACGGAAGACAUCAAGGAGUUAGGUCACAUAGUGGCGUUCAAGGACAAGACCAGGAUGAGCGCGUGGGGCAACGACCCCUACUGCGGACGGCUGAACGGCUCUGACGGGUCCAUCUUCCCCCCGAUUGAUGAGAAAAAUGUACCCCAAAGGCUUUACACCUUCCAACCUGAUAUUUGCAGAUCAAUCUACAUAAGCCUGGUGGAGAAGACCAGCAUCUUCAACAUGCCCGCCUACUACUAUGAGUUCUCCGAGUCCACUCUUGCUGCGAAGAGUGCCAACCCUAAUAACAGAUGCUUUUGCAAGAAGAACUGGAGCGCCAACCACGACGGCUGCCUGAUCAUGGGCCUGCUGAACCUGAUGCCGUGUCAGAAGGCACCAGCCAUCAUCUCACUGCCCCACUUCUACCUGGCCUCGGAAGAACUGCUCGAGUACUUCGGCUCUGGCAUCAACCCGGACAAAGAGAAACAUAAUACGUUCAUUUAUCUUGAACCCGUUACAGGCGUAGUUUUGAAAGGUGUACAAAGGUUGCAAUUCAACGUGGAACUUCGACAGAUGAAUGUCCCACAGCUGGAGAAAGUGCGCACUGGCUUGUUCCCGCUAUUGUGGAUUGAAGAGAGUGCAGAAAUCCCAGAGAAUAUCCAGUCGGAACUGAGGCAGUCGCACAAGCUGCUGGGCAGUGUGGAGGUCGCGCGCUGGGCGCUCGUUGCGCUCGCGCUCGCCGCGCUGGCCUUCAGCGCCGUCCUCGUGGCCAGGACAGGAGCCCUUCCAAUCUGCCCGCGCAACAACAAUGCAGUCAGCUUCGUGCUGCGACCGGCUCCAGGCAUCGACGCUAAUAAAGGGUGAUGGAUAUAUUUA
Plodia interpunctella (Indianmeal moth) is the source of this 2394-nucleotide messenger RNA. Its product is annotated as sensory neuron membrane protein 2. Gene Ontology annotation, molecular function: scavenger receptor activity. Bases 820 to 2382 code for a protein of 520 amino acids. NCBI's taxonomy places the organism in Eukaryota, Metazoa, Arthropoda, Insecta, Lepidoptera, Pyralidae. The transcript is spliced from 11 exons. Gene Ontology annotation, cellular component: cytoplasm; membrane. The record is from RefSeq and is a predicted model, not a curated record.